GCCCCGCCAACCCUGCCCCUCCGUCAACAAGUUGCUCCCUACGCCCUUCUCACUAGCCUUCCAAACCUCGCUGCUCGAGUGAAUCCUCGAGUUUUUUCUUCUUCUUCUUCCUUAUUCCUAAAAUCACCUGACCGACUCGCAAUCAUGGCCAAGGUCGACCAGAAGACGGUCCUCAUCGUUAUCGACGGCUGGGGCGUCGCGACGGAGAAGUCGCGCAAAGAUGGCGAUGCUAUCCUCGCAGCCGACACGCCUACUAUGGACGAGUUCGCCAAGGACGGCUCCAAAACCGCACAGGGCUACACCGAACUGGAAGCCUCCUCUCUCGCCGUCGGACUUCCCGAAGGCCUGAUGGGCAACAGCGAAGUCGGCCACUUGAACAUCGGUGCAGGACGCGUCGUAUGGCAAGAUUCCGUCCGAAUUGGACAAACCAUCAAGAACGGAAAGUUGAAGGACGUGGACAAUGUCAAGAAGUCGUUCCAGCGUGCCAUUGACGGUAACGGAAGGCUGCACUUCUGCGGUCUGGUUUCCGACGGCGGUGUCCACUCCCACAUGGACCAUUUGAUUGCGCUCCUCAAGGUUGCGAAGGACCAGGGCGUCAAGGAGGCCUACAUCCACUUCUUCGGAGACGGCCGAGACACCGACCCCAAGUCCGCGGUUGGAUACAUGGAGACUUUGCUGAAGGCUACCAAGGAAAUCGGCCUCGGCGACAUCGCAACAGUCGUCGGACGAUACUACAUCAUGGACCGCGACAAGAGGUGGGACCGUGUCGAGCUUGGUAUGAAGGGUCUAGUCACUGGAGAGGGUGAGGAGAGCAGUGACCCAGUCGCAACCAUCAAGGAGCGAUACGCAAAAGACGAGAACGACGAGUUCCUCAAGCCCAUCAUUGUGGGAGGAAAGGAGCGAAGGAUACAAGACAACGACACCGUCUUCUUCUUCAACUACCGUUCCGACCGUGUUCGAGAAAUCACUCAGCUCUUGGGCGAUGUCGACCGUUCGCCCAAGCCCGACUUCCCAUACCCGCAAAACAUUCACCUCACCACCAUGACUUCAUACAACCCCAAAUACACUUUCAACGUUGCUUUCGAGCCUCAGCGCAUGACAGACGUUCUUGCCGAGACACUAGGAAAGCAGGGCGUCAAGCAGUGUCACGUUGCUGAGACUGAAAAGUAUGCCCAUGUCACCUUCUUCUUCAACGGCGGUGUCGAGAAGCAGUUCGAGAAUGAGGAGCGUGAGAUGGUUCCUUCGCCAAAGGUAGCUACUUACGACCUCGAGCCAAAGAUGAGCGCCAUGGCUGUUGCAGAGAAGCUGUGCGAGCGCAUUCAGACCGGCAAGUUUGAGUUCCUCAUGAACAACUUUGCGCCACCAGACAUGGUUGGCCACACUGGUGUUUACAAGGCAGCCAUUGAAGCAUGCACAGAGACCGACAAGGCUAUCAAGAAGGUCUACGACCAGUGCAAAGAGAGCGGAUACGUUCUGUUCGUCACCGCUGACCACGGUAACGCCGAGGAGAUGCUCACAGAGGAGGGCACUCCCAAGACUUCCCACACGACUAACAAGGUGCCUUUUGUCAUGGCCAACGCGCCCGAAGGUUGGAGCCUGAAGAAGUCUGACGGCGUACUCGGUGACGUUGCGCCUACCCUUCUUGCAACCAUGGGUCUUCAGCAGCCUGAAGACAUGGAUGGCCACAGCUUGCUCGUCAAGUCGUAGAGUUCCAUUUGCGAUAUAGACCAGAGACGACAGUUUUUGGAUGCAUCGUCCUGACGUUCUUUGCUUAGGUCCGUACAGAUCUAGACGAGAAGAGCUAUGACCUAUAGAAACUCACAUAGACGG
Molecule: messenger RNA, 1830 nt
Organism: Alternaria alternata
Lineage: Eukaryota; Fungi; Ascomycota; Dothideomycetes; Pleosporales; Pleosporaceae
Product: 2,3-bisphosphoglycerate-independent phosphoglycerate mutase
Exons: 3
Coding region: 145-1707 (520 amino acids)
Biological process (GO): glucose catabolic process
Cellular component (GO): cytoplasm
Molecular function (GO): manganese ion binding
Source: RefSeq, a predicted model, not a curated record